GUCUUCACCUAAAGGGUUGACAGAUACCAACCAACCAAUGGUUUUUAAUUGGUUAGCCAACUGACUGGAAUGUAUCUACUUUAUUUCUCUAGAUUUGGACUAGAUGAUGGGGAUUUAAAGGUCUAGUUAGAACAGGGGUGGGGCAGUGCACCCUGCUUUCUGGGCGGUCUGGGGGGCCCACAAUGGGGUCUCUUGCAGAUUCCAAUUCCUUAUGAUUCCUUAUGACAAACCUCCUCCCCCCUCCCCUCCGCUUCCCGCCAGGUGCUUGCGACAUUGGGUCUCUCAUAUGUUACUUUAGUCGCCACCCUUUUUUAUAAUAAGUUAUAAAGAAUGUUAAAUUUCUUGAAAUUUUCUGUUCAAAUUUCAUUUCCAAAAUAAAAAAAUGAAUUAUUUAAAAUUUGUUUAUUCUGACCGGCCGUUUAUCUUCUUUGGGUUCAUGUGAUCCAGAGUAAAAUCCUACUUUCUACUGUUUACAGCAGUGUGCUCCGAAUCCGAACCUUUUUUAUUUCCUGAUUUCGGUCUUGAGAUGCCAUAGCCCAGAAGUAACCUAAAUUCACAAAAUGAGACUGUCCUGUUGCUCUAAUAUAAUCAAUUAAACUUUACAUAUUUUUCAUUUUUAGAUUUAAAGUGCUGUGUACUCACGAUGUAUCCUAAACUGUUUAGUAAGCCUAUUAAUCUUACCUUAAUUACCAAGCCUUCAGAGUUCUUUAAUCUUUCGCUUCCUCCUGCUACUCAACAGCUGAUUAAAGAUAAACUUCCUAAUUCUGGAUUUGCUGUCUUCAGACCUCUAGACGAAAACUAUUCAUUACUAGUUCUCAAGCCUGAGUAUUUAAACAAUACAAAAAUCAUCAAGGACUUCAUUGGGUUUGCAGUUGAUCAGCCAACUAAUGAAGAUUUACCUCAGCUCAAAUCUAUUCUUCGGAAUCAUGAUAUUCAGUUCAGCUCUAGCUUCAGGAAUAUCUUUGAAUGUGCAAUAGCUGUGAACAUUGAAGCUUUCCAGAGAAAACUGUUAAAAGUAAAGUCGAAGGCCCGAGAACCUGAAUCUGUAUCCAGGAACCCAGAAAUUCCCCCUGAAUCCAGUAAUAAAGAUUUGUCUUCUGAAUCAAAAAUUAUAGAUUUAACACCACAGUUGGUUUCUGUAGCCCUAACUGCAGAAUCAAACAACAAAGAUCUGGCAUCGGAAUCCUCCAUUAAAGAACAUAUUUCUGAAUCCAGUAGGAAAGAUUUUAAAGCUGAAUCUGCUCUAAAAAAUCCUGAAUUCAAUGAACACACUAACAAUGAAACUAGUAGGAUAGGGCAAGAACAUUGUCUGCAACCAGAUCAUACUUUGCUACCAACUCUUAGUAGACUACGAGAUUCAACUUUGCUACAAGAUGCACCUCAUAAGCCAGAUCAAACUCAGAUACCAGAUAAAACUCUGUCACUAGAUCAAACCCUGGAACCAGAUCCCACUAUGUUACCAGGUGCUACUCCAAUACCAGACCAAACCCUACUACCAGAUCCGACCUUGAGGAAAGACUUAUUUCAUGAAAAAUCUUUGCUUGAAUAUCCAAUAACUUCUCCAGAUCCUUCUUCCGCCAGAAUAAUAAAACCUCCCAGAUCUAAUGUAUUAGAGAAAUCUUCAACUGCCAUUUUACCCCAACCAGAACCGGUACCUGAGCUAGAACCUAGUAAACUCUCAACCAGUGAGAAAGCUGUAAUAGCAGUUUCUCUCGGACAGGAAUGUUCAGAUCUGAAUUCCAAGGAUUUGUCUGAGCCUCCAAUUGAUAAACUUUCCACCAGUGAAAAAGCUCUCGUGUUAAGCACAAGUUUAGGUUUAGAAAAAGAAAAUACUACCAAGAGACCUGAUGCUGCAACAACAGAUGAAUCUAACAUUUCGAAUGAUAAGUUUGAGCUUCCUAUAGAUUUUCCUCCGCCUGCAAGUGUACAAGUGUUAAAGGUUGUUCCUGCUAAGCUGCGCCGCAAACAGAAUAAUGUUUCAACUGAUUCUGAAUCAUCUGAAUUUGUGCCUGUCAAAGAAAAGACUGAGAAUCCAGAGGUGCCAGAUUUUGAGCCUCCUCCUAGUGUGCAAAUAGUUGGGGAGGUCAUGCAUAACCCUGAGUACGAGGAACCCCCUGUAUCUCCUCCACGAUGUGAACUUAAUAUCAAUCUAGUGGAAACAAACAGUCAGCAAGAAGAAGUUGUAACAAACCAAGAUCCUACUGUACCCCCCCUUUAUGAGCCCGUUCUAAUCGACACAUUAAGAACUCGUCAACUGAAUAAACAAAACAGAAUUAUAAGAAAACCACAGACAAAUCUACAUGCUUCUCAAAAUCCCCUGCAAGAAUCUGAAUCAAAUUCCCAGUUUUUCCCCCCCGCUCAUGAACAACCUCAAUACCAACAGAAUUCUCAGUUUAAUCCUAAUAUUGCGCCUUUUGCAAAUUUUCAUUCCCAACCAUAUUCUCAGUCUAGCCGUUUACCUCAUCCUUAUCUGAACCCAAUAAGGCCGCCUUAUCCUCAACCUUAUUUCCAUCAACAAGGGAAUGCUUUUUCUCAACCGCAUCCUCAAUCAUAUCCACAACAAUUCCGACAGCCUCAACCACUACCAGAACUUCGUUCUCACCUUUUAAGUCACUCAAACAGACAAGUUCAACCAAAAUCCCAGAAUCAACAACAUCCGCAACCUCAGUGUCUUCCCAACCGUCCACAUCUUCAAGCUCAGUCAACUCCAUGCCAUCAGUCUCAUCUACAACCCCAUCCUUAUUCACAAGUUCAACAGCACAGACAUCCCCAUCAGGCGUCUCAACAACCUCUGUCUCAUUUACAAGUUCCACACCAGCCACAACCUCAACCUUAUUUACAGUUUCAACCUCAAGCUCAACCCCAUUCGAAACAUCAGUCUUACCUACUAACAAAUCAAGCUCAGCAGCAGCAGAUACCAGCGCGACCUGUAAACAGGCGUCCAUCUCAUCCACCUCCCCCCCCUUAUCUACAUGCUCAACAGCAGGGACAAGGACAUCCUUAUUCGCACCAUCAGUCUGAUCCAAAUCUACAAGAGCUGUUACAAUCCCAGCCUAUUCCACACCAGCAGUCUCAUCAGUACCUACCUCAUUCCGAACAUUAUAGUACAAUGGCAUCAACAUCGCAUUCAGUCCAAACAAUACAUAGCUCAGUGCCUUCUCAGAGUUCAGGAUUUUAUCAGCAUUUAAAUGAAGCUUUUCCACCCCAGCAGUCUGUGAAUCAGAUGAGUGCUCCUGGAGUUGGAGGAAGAAUGAACAACCAAUUAGGAUACCCACAUAAAUCUAGUAUACGGAAUCCGGCUCCACCACCACUACCACAACCACAACCACAACAACAGCAACAACAACAAAACUUUUCCUCGGUUCAGCAACAGAGUUGGGGGAAUCUGCCAAUAGUUGAAGGUCAAAUACAGGGUAUUCAGGCACAAGUCCCGGUACCAACAAGAGGGGGUCAAUAUCAAUCAGGGGGGUAUACUGCUCAGCACCCCACUCCAAUCCCUAACUAUUCAUCUCCAGUAUCAUCAAAGCCUUUGGUUUCAACUGCUCAAUCUAGUCCUGUAACCUUGCAAACCAUGAAAUCCCAUGAAUUCUCUGAUGAAGAGAGAAUGCGGAUUUCUAUAGAACAGCAAACUAGACAGCGUGAACUCCAACAGUUACAAGCAAAUAAAGGUUUACACAGACAACCUCCAACCAUCAGCCAAGCAGAUCAUUGCACUGAAACUCAAGCAACUUGUCGGCUGUUAUGGCCGGAGAGUGUUGAGGUUCUUGAGCCUCUUUCUAUUCUGAAAAGUACUGCUAUUAAUUUAGAACUAGCAAAAGAAACUGUAAGGGAUCUAUAUAAAUUUUGUGUAAAUCUUACUCAGUCAAAAAUUAAUGCUUUGUUAAACCUUCUGAAAGGUGAAAUCAGUGUGAAUCAAUUCCGUUUAGAAUUGAUGGCGAACUCCACCUCGUUCAAAUAUUUUCAUUGGUUCAGAUUUUAUCUGAAAACUGGUAAUGUUUCUCUUACGGAAAUACAUGAAACCUUCAAUAGCAGUAUUCGUUUCAUCAAGUUCCCAGCAAACCCAUUCAUAUGCUUAUCUAAAGAUCCAAACCCAUUUAAGCAAAUUCUGGAGAUCUGUAUGAAAAGAAAUCCUACGGUGGAAACUUGGAAGUUAUUGUUGCAGCUUCUAGUGUGGAACUUGACAUUAAAAGAUUUUGUUGAAAAAAUGCCAUCAGAUAUGUCGAUAUCAGAAGGCUUAGAACAGAAGUUUACCAGCUUUUUGUUAUUUUUACAUGAUUUGGAGGAUAAAGAAACGUAUUUAAAAGAUCUGGUAAGUUUUUUGAAUAAGUUGAGUUUGGGCGAUAAGGGCAGUAUGGACGUGAAAAACAAUAUGAAGGAGUCAGAUUACAUUCUUGUAAAAGGAAAUAAUCCUGUUAAUACAAACAAUCCAACACAACCAGAUAAUAUAUCCAUUAACAACUUGAUAGCUCCGUCUACAAGCUCCAGUAGUGUAGAGGAAACUAGACGGUUGACUUUAGAUAAUCCGGGUUCUCAAGAUGAAGCUGAAGGAUUGAAUAGAGAGGAUAUCUUAAAUACACCUCCUCCAAUCAAUCCAGUUCCUCAACUGAGAAUGAUAAUAGAUAACUCCGAUCUAGUAUCUCACUCCAAAAGAACCUCAAUACCUCCGCAUAUUCAGGAACAGACUUCAGAUAUAAAUCUUGGUGGGAAUGUGCCAGUAUUGGAAUCUCCAGAUAGCACCUGGAACCCUGUUAGGAAACCUCUUCUCCAGAAUCCUAAACCAGCGAAUAUUAAACAUCAGGAGGAAAAGAAAGCUGAUAUUAGGAUUAAAGCAGGGAGGGGAAGAGGACAGAAAACUGGACGUCAAGGAUUGAUUUUAGAGAGUAAAGGAAAAAGAGGACGUGGUCGGUCCAAAUUACCUACUACUGCGGACAGUAAUAAUACAAAUUAUCAAAUACCAACGACUAUUAUUAAUAAUACCAAGCGACCAAUACAGCCGAGGCCAGUGCCUGAACUUUUGAAGGUUGGUAAACCUACGUCCGAUAGUUCGGAGAAAAUAAGCUCAGAUUCACAUCAUUUCACUGAAAUUAUCAAGAGAAGAGUUAACCAAGCUAGCAAUGACCUACAAGAUUAUCACAAUUUUCGUGCUUGUUUUAUUCAGUUUAUUAACAAUGAAAUAAGUGGAGAUGAAUUGAUAAGUAAAGCCUCUUGGAACGGAAUCAGUAAAACAUAUUUAGAGGAGAAGAAAUCUUCCCUCCAAUCUGCAUUGUUUAGCACAACCCCUUGGAUAUUCCCUCAUGAUAUAUUUAAUGAUCCUGAGGUUAAAGUUGAUCAUACUUCAAGAAAGCUUUAUAUCUUCAUAGUCAAUUCCAUCCAACAUACACCAACUGAGUUUAGACCUAGACCUAUUACUUCUGCAGAGAAUCUGGAAUGUUCUUCAUUCUUCAGGAUUAAGGUUAUUGAUAACAAUAUACCUCAGGAGUACACCUGUAUAGUUGCUGAGCAGUCAACUAUCCUUAUAUUCCUGCGACAAAGUGAACUACCUGACCCUGAGUUUGCUGUGAGUAUGACACGAUAUAGGGAGGAUACUGCCAAACUAUUUAUACCAAACAAGAAGAAAGUCAAUGAUGAUAUCGUACACGCUAAGAUUGUUCAGGAUUUGACUGGUUUUAAACAGGAUUUUUUAAAUGUUCUUAAUAUAUCUUCAAGAGACUGUAUAAUCACCCUGGAAAAUUUUGUCUGGCUAUUUUCUGAGUAUGAAAGAACUUGUGGACACGCCCUGAUGAUGCAGUAUGUUACCUCACCCCCGGAGCAGGUUCGCAUCAAGCUUAUCAGUAUAUGCUCGGAGCUUGAUGAAGAUAUUCUUUUAAAUGUGUUUAAACUUCAAAAUAAAACAACCAGGUUGGGAUUCACUUUGAUAGUGUUUGCGAAAAGGAUUAUUUUAGUGCAUGAUCCAGAUAUGAUCCUUAAAGAUUUUGGUUACGGUAAAGGAUUUGAGUUAAAAACCCACUUGAGAAAUGGAACCCUGUUUGUAACUGUAGGUUCCUUAAGCUUAGCUCUAACUGUAGAGGUCGUGGCAGAGGAAUCCAGGUUUCUGGAGUUAUUAGAGAAGAAUCAAGGACUAGCAGUGGACCGAGAGUCUAAGUUAAUAGAUUAUUUAAAGGACUGUGAACCUAAAGUUGAGCCUCUGAAGUUUUCCGAGAGAAGUGUGGAUUGUAUAGCUAGAGCUUACAUCAAAGCAAAUAAGAAACCAAUUCCUGUAAUUAUGAUCUAUCUCACCCCUAUCAAGGCAUGUACAAGAAGAGCUCAGAUCCUAGGUUACAAUUGCCAGAAUUCAAUUCUCAAGUUUGAUGUCAUAAUUGUGAAGAAUGAUGAAGGUAUGAAGUUUUUGGCUGAGAAAGGUGCUCUCUUGCUAGAGGAGAACAUUCAUUUGAUAAAAACUACAGAUUUAUCAAUUCUCAGGUAUAUGUACAAGCCUUCUUCAUGUUUGUUUCUCCAGAUCAAGACGGAUAUAUUCCAACCCAGAAACAUCAUAGAUGGAGACCUUUGCACUUCUCAAGUAAGAUUAGAACAGUUGAGACCCAGAGAAGAAUUUAUUAUGUUUUGGGAACCCAUCGCAGCCAAGGAAACCUUUGUAAUUCCGAAAAACUUUCCUGAUAUAUCUCAUCCGGAAUUCCUUAAAACCAUCAUCAGUUCUCCACUCUCUAGCUCCUCUGGCAGCCCUAGACAAUCAAAUUCUGCCAAAAAUUCUCCAACACAAUUGCUAUCAUCAAAAUCUCCUAAAAAAGAAUCCAACGGGUUUCCUAACAGUACUGCAGGGUCACCAUCUCUAAGACCUGGAAACAGUCCCAGAAAGUCUCCAAAACAAGGAACUAGUCCUAAAGGGGGUUCUAGUCAAAAAGUAAGUUUAAGAGGAGAAACCAUAGAAUCUCUUAGAAAAGCACUCCAUGAAGAACAGAAGAAAAUAUUAAACUCAGUUCCUCAAAACAGAAAGUUAGAUUUAAUGGACAAAGGUCUUCCAACGGUACCUGAUAAUAUUCCCACACCAAUCCAGUCUUUAUCUCAAGGAAACAUAAAGUUAAGGUUUCCAGAAGAAAGUUCUGAAAAGUCUCCAAUAAUAUCUGGACAACCUGAGCAGUGCACCAAUCUUUCAUCUACUGUCUCAACAAUUCCAAUCACUGAACCACAGUCAAGCAUUUCAUAUACACAACAGCGUUGUUCUCAAUCACCACAAACACUUCCAGUGACUGAUUGUAUUCAGGAGACUCAAGACCUUGCAGCUGAACUGGGAAUCAGGCUUGAAUCCCCUUCUGACAUGAAAAAAGGUCAAAAUAUAGUGUUACGAAGAGUGGAUGAAAAUAAUCCUUUCAAAUUCAGAUUGUCAAAAAGUGACCUGAACUUGUCUACAAAUUCCUUAUUGGAUUCACCCUCCAGCUCAGAACCUGAAGAUGAUGCUGCCUUUCAUAAUGAUUCAGCUGUGGUAGAUGAUAUUGGCCUGCACAAUGAUUCAGCUACUGAAGAUGAUAGUGCUUUGCACAACGAUUCAGCUACUGUAGAUGAUAGUGCCCUUCACAAUGAUUCGGUAAUUGAAGAUCAUAGUGCCUUGCCCAGCGAUUUAGCUACUGAAGAUGUCAGUGCCCUGCGUAAAGAUGCGGUUUCUGUAGAGGAUGCACCUGCAAAUGACAGUUCCGAUACCUCUGAACAAAUAGCAUUAGAAAAGUCACCUUUUAUGCAUGCGAGUCUUCCAGCUAAAGAUAUAUCUAUGAGUGAAUGUGCAAUAAGUAAUGUCAGUUCUAAGAACCCCGAGAUUCCGAUAAAAAGUACAACAGGCCCCUCUUUAAAUUUCAGAAAAGAAGAUUUGAAGCGUAAAUCUAAUGUACUAGAAGAAACGAAUAGUAGUGUAGACGAUAACAAGGAAAACAAGAGCUCGAGAAGGAAAAAACGACGUGGAGAGGAUCCACUGGAAGAGAAAAAGCCUCCUCCUGUAGACUUGUUAGACGAUCAGGAGGUUAUCGAUCUGUAUAAAGAUGAUGAAGAUCGUCUCCAGGAUAUUCCAGGAGUAGACGAAUAUGUUUCCAGGAAAAUUAUCAAAUUCAGAGCAGACUACAAGGACUUCUAUGAGUUUAAAUCCGGGUUGAGAAGUUUUAUCCUUGUAUGCUCUGAUAUUCAACACGAGGUUGGAGGACUAGCUAGAGGGGAUCUACUCCUAGCCUAUAAAGGAAAAUUAUUUGACUCUGAAACCCUUGGAAAAUCAGUGAAGAGUUUAAGGGACAAACUGCAUAAGGAUAUUAGUAUUCAACCUUUAAAAGGUAUACCUGUUUCUGUUCAAAUCAUGCUUCUAGGUGUUUUCUCUCACAAGGAGUUUAAAGAUUACUAUCUGAAGAACCAACGAAAAGAUAAGAUUACAAAACCCUGGGUACUGGCAGUAAGUAAACUCAUCGAAAACUCAGGGCUUAGAAUAGAUGAAUUCUUUAGCAAAAUACAAACACGAAGAUCAAACAAUAAAACCGAGAAGAAAAAGUCUUCUAAAGAAAAGAAAUCGACCGAGGAGCGGAAAGAACGUAAAAGAAAAAGCUCUGAAAAAGAAAACGAGAAAAGAGAAAAUAAAAGAGUGAAAAUAAAUGAUGAUAUUUCAUCUUCACUGUCUGCAAAAAGCAGCGCUAACUCUGGCACCACGGAAAAGGUCUUGAAUCAAUCCAAGACAAGUGGCGAAAACCAGCAUUCGGAGGAACCAAAGCGUAAGCAACCUAUAAAUAUCAUGCUUGAGAAGAAAAUUCUAGAUGGCAAUAUACUACCAGGGACUAGUAAUUCCGUAAACCCGGAGAAUAGUAUCAAACCUUCGGAGAAGUCUUUGGAACCCAGCAGGUGGCGUAGUAAUGAAAUUAUUCUGACAGAACCUGGCUCCGAUGAUUCCCAUGAUUUCUACAAUUCUGAUGAUAACGAAAACACGGCAAACUAUGAAAACUCGGAUCAGGAAUGUGAAAUUCGAACCAAUGGAAAAGCUUCCAGUCUUUCAAAUAUGUCUGGUCGUGAAGGAAUUUUUCAGGAAGAUAAUUUUCAGUCUUUGCCUGAAUGUUCUCCGAACUCUAGUAAUAAUCCUGCGAAAAAAUCAUCUGUGACAUUUGAGAUUAGUUCAACAAGACCUAAUAUUCCAGGGAUAUUAAAGAAAUCUACCCAAGGAUCAGUCUCUAAACCGGAAACAUUAUCAAACCCUGUACCUGGAGUAUCCAAGGUUUCAUCUUGGCUAACAAAUGAAAUGGCUGAUGUUGGUGAUCAUUAUCCUGAGAUACAGGAUCAAACGCCAGCAUUAACAUCAAGGAAACUAAAUUUUUGGGGGUAUAAUGUAAAUAUGAGAGAAGCUUAUGUAUCAGUUGCUCGGUUAAAGAAGUUUUCUAAUCCGAACCCAACAAGUAUCCGUCCUAACCAAACAUACACUGUGGAGAGAACUUGUGAACCCCCUCCUCCGAGCCAGUUCCCCUCUUAUGAACAGCUCCUGCUAGAGAAAUCAAUCCGAGAUGAGUCCAGGAUGAAGGAACAGGGUUGGAGAAGUAAUACCUUUUGUAACCUCUGCAAUAUACAGUUCCAGACGGAUUCUGAAAUAAUAACCCACGUGGAGCAACAACAUGGUGCCUCAUCUCCAUCCUACUCAUCUGUCUUCAGCUGUAGCCAGUGCUCUAAUACGUACUCCUCACAGCAUAGAGCUAAUCUUCAUUUUUUAAAGAAACAUUUUACAAAAUAGAGAUGUGUCUGCAGACUGUAUGCCCUGUGCCUUGUAUUCUAUAGAUCUCUUCAAACACUAUAUUUGAUAUUCAUAUUAUGUAGAAUAUUUUAAUUUCUAAUUUACAUACUAAAUAGUUUUGUUAUUUUUUUAA
This is a messenger RNA of Eurytemora carolleeae, 9869 nucleotides long. RefSeq lists its product as uncharacterized. Lineage: Eukaryota; Metazoa; Arthropoda; Copepoda; Calanoida; Temoridae. The record is from RefSeq and is a predicted model, not a curated record. The coding region runs from base 644 to 9736 and encodes 3030 amino acids. The transcript is spliced from 14 exons.